Xenopus laevis (African clawed frog) is the source of this 2151-nucleotide messenger RNA. RefSeq names its product Fanconi anemia group E protein (gene fance.L). Bases 597 to 2111 code for a protein of 504 amino acids. The transcript has 12 exons. Lineage: Eukaryota; Metazoa; Chordata; Amphibia; Anura; Pipidae. The record is from RefSeq and is a predicted model, not a curated record.
AGGGAAAAAAGGCAGAAAGAGCGUGUAAGGAAGAGGAAUUUACUUAUAGGCUGGGUGAGAAUCAGCGAAGUUAGGCAUUAUCUGCAAAUUCUAUAAAUUUACAACAUAUCCCUAUACUGCCAGUGCUUUUCUGGAGCUCAAAAGUUAUAAAAUUUGCAGAUGAUCCCUAAUAUCGCACCUUCUCGCCCAACCCCUAUAGCUAUUUGGCCAAUGGGUGUUUUACCAUUUGCUUACAUGCUCUGUAGCUUCCAUCCUGUUCCUGUUUUAGUGUUAUAGCCCUUUCAAUUUCAGCCGGUAGUUCCGCAUAGCUAUCUAAUUCAUGUCUGUCUUUUCCUAUACACGCUGUAGUCCCUAUCCAUCCUUAUUAAGCAUACAGUUUUUCUGUUUGAGGUUUUUCCCUUUAAGCACACAGAUCACUCUGUGUUAACUUCCAGAAGCUACGAGAGACGCAGGGAAGCAGAAUAUGAAAGGGACGGAGCAGUGCUGUGUUCGUUAGCCAGGCGUUAAACGAGAAGCUACGAGAGACGCAGGGAAGCAGAAUAUGAAAGGGACGGAGCAGUGCUGUGUUCGUUAGCCAGGCGUUAAACGAGCACUAAAUGGAAUGCACUCCAGCAUCAAACUGGGAAGAAGACUUCCAACGGUUUUUGCGGGUACUUGAUUCUGGGCCUCUAGAGUCUAUCACUGCUCUCAGUGGUUUGCAGAGUUUCCAGGGACCAUUCUUUUGGAAAAAAAUUAUGGAGAUGCUGUGCACAGAAAAACCCAGCUCUGAAGAGUCAGAUGGAAAACUAACUUUAAAGCCAGCACUCCUACUCCUCCCAGUUAAUUUGCAAAGAAACAUCUUCAGAUUUCUGAACCUUUCUAUUUCACUAGUGCCACAUAAUUGUGUUCGUCUCUUGGUAAAAACUGUCAAUGCAAAGAAAGGGUACGUGGAUGCUUGGCUGCUUACACUCAGCAGGAUGUUGCUGGCAGAAACUAAGAUCCAAAAAUCACCUUCUAGCCAACUCAUAAUGAAACCGUUACAGUCAUUGUGCCAUUUUGGGAAUGAACGUCCUAAACUAGGUUGGCUGAAACAAGAUGCUAGAACUACCAAACGAACGUGGACAGAAGAUUUGGAUGAAAGUCCUCUUAAGAGGAAAGAGGAAGGUCCUUAUAUAAAUAAGCUGUGCUUGGAAAUACCUAUUAUGGAAAAUGAAACUCCAAGUACUGCAUGUAACAAGCAAAAAGUCAAAACCUCAGUCAAAGCAGAGAGGACACUGCAGGUACCCGAGACAAUUAAGCUUCACAUUACCAGACUUCGAGAGCUGUUUCAUGUUGAAGGGGAAUCCUUGCAGUCGUGGGACGAUACAUUUCAUGUUGAUCUAAAGGAGCUAUGUCAGUCGUGCAACCCAGAGCAGCUGCAAUGUAUUUUAUCCUCUCUGGGUGUUGAACAACUAUCGUCACAGUCUCUGUUGCAGUUCUGUUGCCAGCUACAUUCUAUGUCUCCAGAUCUUAGUUUCUCUCAGUCUUUGGUGUUGGCCAACCUCCUCUUUAGAAAAAAGGUACUGUCCCUGACACUUUCAGCAUCUCGACCUCUCUUGGCUGCUCUGUCAAUGUUCUGUAUGAAAUACGCUCGAUCAGCAUGCAACAUUCUUAUUGAGCCAUUGCUGCAGGCAGAGACAGGUUCUUUACAAAUAGAUUUUGUUUGUCGAAUGAUGACUGAAUGUCUUCAACUCGAGCAGCUUUCUCUCUGCUUUGGUCCUAUUCUUAAAGUACCAUUAUGUGAGGGGUCGCUUAGUGUACUGUACAUACUCCUGGAGAAACAGGUUCUGUGUUUUCCGCUCCAUAAGAAAUUAAAUGCUAACAACCAUGUGAAGAAAGAAUGUAUUUACUGCUGUGCAGUCAUCUCUUGUUCUGAGUUUGAGCUCCUACUCAUUUCAUUAUGUCAGUCUGCUGAUAACUUAUCUAAAUCUGUGUUGUUCUCCAAAUUACUGAUGGCCAUCAUGAGAAAAAAUCAAAGUCUGAUUCUACCUUCUCAUCUUGUGCUGUUAUCUAAUGCAAUUCAUUGUAACCAAACCUUCCUGAAAAAGUCUCUGCAAGGUGCUUUUAAGAGAUUGCAGCAAAAUAUAACCUGACUCAUUCUUGUGCUUGAUUAAUAAAAAAAUUUUAAUGCUA